Labrus mixtus (cuckoo wrasse) is the source of this 2131-nucleotide messenger RNA. It is a transcript of the gene nfil3-4, whose product is annotated as nuclear factor, interleukin 3 regulated, member 4. The transcript has 2 exons. Gene Ontology annotation, biological process: circadian rhythm; regulation of DNA-templated transcription. NCBI's taxonomy places the organism in Eukaryota, Metazoa, Chordata, Actinopteri, Labriformes, Labridae. Gene Ontology annotation, molecular function: DNA binding; DNA-binding transcription factor activity. The record is from RefSeq and is a predicted model, not a curated record. The coding region runs from base 1231 to 1983 and encodes 250 amino acids. Gene Ontology annotation, cellular component: nucleus.
CCAGCAGAGGGAGCAACAACACAGCACUGCUACAGUUUUCCCUGUCAGAAUGCUGCACAACUUUGUGCCUCGAGAAUGUCUUUGUAAUGCCUCCCGAUCAGCUAUUAAAAUACCAUUGGAUACAUUCUAAUUCCUCUUUAUGCAAAACAAUACUAAAUGUUAUGGAAACAAAAACAGAAAGUUGGAAGGAAUACAUUUUGGUUCUUUAAUACGACAAAUAUACUCUAAAUAUUUCUAAAGGAAACAACAUGGAAGUACCAUGGAUGGUACUGAAGUUUUCAAAAUGAUGCUUAAAAAAAAAGUUACAUUGUGCCCAUUAUUUGUACAUAACAUACCUUGAACAAAUUUACAGAUAAAAAAAAACAUAAAUGUAAUGUUUGCUAUUUCAGGAACUUUGCAAUAUGACAUGAGGAUGAGGUUACUGCACAAAAAGUGUUUUUCAAAGUUGACAGAGUGUUUGUCAGAAAUCCGAUCAGUAAGAGGACAUUACAUGUGCAGAUCCAAAGUCAAAACUUGCACCUUCAAGCUGAUUAAGUGUCAAUCUGAGGUGCAAAAAAUCUUUUAACACUUAAAAUAGAGAACUUCAAGUCACUCCAGUCUUCUCCUCUCAGUUAAGCUUCUUUGAAUAUGUGAGAGACACAUAAUGUAGUAUAUUUUUGGUAUGUUUUAUUUUUGCCUGACGACUUCUACCAUUAGUACUUCUAACACUAUUGCCUGCGUGCAGAAGUAUGUAAUUGAAUACCACAUAAGACAACUUAAUGCAGCUACAGAACAGGUAACAAUCAGCAACGCACCGCAAAUAGAAACCAAAUGGCCUGUGCCAGAUUAACACAAAGAUGUAAUAUUACUGUAUACGUGUCAUAAAUGCAUAUCCCCCUGCUAUUUGGGUUGACGAAACAACAAAUAUGGUAAUUUGAAAAUGACAGCAGUAAACCACAAAUAUCAUUCAAUUCUGAACAGCAGACACGUUUCAUGUGACAGCAGAGGUGGACAGUCAAACACACAGUAGGAGGGAGGUGAGAGGAUAGAAAAAGCAACAAGACAUUAUCAGCCCCCCUCUGCUAAAGUGUGUAUCAAUCUCAUGAGGCAGUCUCGGAGGAGAGUUAGCGGCUCAAAGUUGGUCAUUAGUGCUGUGUGAAGGCGAGCUUUCUGCGUAUAAGGUCGUAGGCAGUGGACUUUCUGCACCCGGCUUUUGAAGGUCUCUAUUGAUUAUUACUUAUUUAACCAACCAUGAAGUCCCUGGGGUUACAUUUGCAUGAAGGCCAAGAUAAAGAUAUCUUGGAAGCAGAAAAUGAGCUGCUACGAAAGGGACACCGUCGCAAACGCGAGUUCAUACCUGAGGAGCGGAAGGACGCCCUCUACUGGGAGAAACGCCGCAAGAACAACGAGGCAGCCAAACGAUCCAGAGAGAAGAGGAGGUUGAAUGACUAUGUGCUGGAGAGUCAUCUCAUAGCUAUGAAGGAAGAAAAUACCAGGCUUAGUGCAGAAUUAACGGCCAUCAAGCUUCACUUUGGUCUGGUCCGUCCUGCAGCCUACACUGGCCUCAAGAGUAACCCACCAUAUCCAAAUGUCCACAGCAGCACUCAGCCAAUCACUGCCACUAACAUGCACCACCGUUCCCUGCAUAGGGAUUACUACUGGGAUGGUAGAGACUCCUCUGUUAUCCCCAGCCACCAACCUGUUUUCUUCCCAGCGUAUGCCUUUCAAACCCUGAGAAGUUAUCCAUAUUUGAACACAUCUGGUUCUGUUGGCUCUGGCCUCCUCACUCCCCUUGUCCACCCACACAAUCUGCUGCCCACCCACUCAUUCCAUCCUGUACCUCCCAUACUGAAGCCCGUUCCUACCAGAGGUAUCUCAGAUGAGGAGGUGGAGGAGCAGCAGGUCCAUGAGAAGAUGUCCCUGUACAGCUCGGCUCCACCUCGCAAAACCUCAUCGAGGGGAGACAGAAACUACUGUUCCCCAAGACAUCACAUGUCUGACUGACUGUCAAAUAAUUAUGCUUUAUUAAUGUGACUUCUCUUUAAGUAAUACCAGAUACUCUUGCUUACACUGCUACUUUUGCUUGAUUCGAUGAAUAUCUCACCAAUAACAUUAUUCUGUAAGCCUCAAAAUAAAAUCAAUUAAUGAACAA